Tarenaya hassleriana is the source of this 2954-nucleotide messenger RNA. RefSeq names its product cation/H(+) antiporter 14-like. Gene Ontology annotation, biological process: regulation of pH; proton transmembrane transport. Gene Ontology annotation, cellular component: membrane; endomembrane system. The transcript has 3 exons. The record is from RefSeq and is a predicted model, not a curated record. Lineage: Eukaryota; Viridiplantae; Streptophyta; Magnoliopsida; Brassicales; Cleomaceae. The coding region runs from base 293 to 2770 and encodes 825 amino acids. Gene Ontology annotation, molecular function: antiporter activity.
CUCUCUCUCUCCCUCUCUCUCUCACCGGUAUCCAACAACCCCCCUCUCUCUCUCUGACAUCUCCAGAUACAAAGAACAUCGCCAUACACAAAUCAAAGUCCUCUGUCCUGUUCUUCGAUUUGUCUGAGGUACAUGAGUCAAAGCACAGAUGCGUGUUUGACGAUCAGUCUCUCUUUCCUCCUCGAAAUGAAAAAAUAACAUUCGCAAGCCCUCAAGAACCAAAAAAGGGGAGGACCCAGAUAUUCUGUUCUAUUCAUCUUUGAGAAGUCCUGGUGUGAUUGAUCGAUCGGUGAUGGAGGAGGAGACGACCUGGACAAGGUUGGCCGUGGAGGAACGGAAGUCGAAGUACAGAGGAAAAGUGCACGGGCCGUUCGGGAUGGAAGACAUCGUGUGCCAGAGAAAGAACAUGUUAACCUCGAAAGGGGUGUUCUUAGGCAGCGACCCCCUCAAGUACACGAUGCCUAUUCUCAUGAUGCAAAUGGCCGUCAUCGUCCUCACCUCCAGGCUCGUUUUCCGCCUCCUCAGGCCGUUGAAGCAGGGCAUGAUCUCCGCCCAGGUCUUGGCCGGUAUUAUCCUAGGCCAGUCUGGUUUGGCCCAAAACGCGAAGUACGCGGAGAUAUUCCUCCCGGUGGGAAGCAAAAGCACGCUGCAAACGCUCUCGAACUUUGGUUUGAUCAUCCACAUCUUCCUUCUCGGCGUCAAAAUCGACCCAAGCAUCCUCAGAAAGGCCGGCUCUAAAGCCUUCUUGAUCGGCACCGCCUCCUACGUCUUCCCCGUGACGAUAGGAUACCUCACCGUUAUCUCCAUGAACAAGACUUACAAUCUCUCCGAAGACUUAAUGCAUUGUCUCAUCACAGUCAUCCAUCUUAGCUCCAUGACAACUUUUCCGGUCAUGACGACAGUCUUAGCCGAGUUGAACAUUCUGAACUCCGAGCUUGGUCGGCUUGCUACUAACUGUUCCAUUGUCUGCGAGGCCUGCAACUGGUUGGCCUCGCUCGUGUCUGACCUUUACAGACGUCAACUAACGACGAGCGUAGUGACGGUCAUGUGGAUAGUGGCUCUGCUCUUCGUAAUCGUUUUCGUAUGCAGACCCAUCGUCAUGUGGCUAACAGAGAGAGAGACCAAGAGCACAGGUAACAACCGCGAGAUCCCCUUCUUCCCAAUUCUCGUGAUCAUGUUUCUGGUCAGUAUAGGAGCCGAAACGCUGGGCGUUCAUGCCGCGUUCGGUGCGUUUUGGCUCGGCGUCUCGCUUCCAGAUGGGCCGCCGCUGGGGACUGCAUUAGUGACGAAGCUGGACGUGUUUGCGACCAGUCUUCUGGUUCCUUGUUUCGUGUCGAUAGGUGGGUUCGAGACAAACUUCUUCAUGGAGGGAGAUGGUAACGCGAACCUGAUCAAGGUUGUGAUCCUUAUGACGAAUGGUUGCAAGUUUUUCGGGACAGCGGUCGCGUCCGUCUACUGCAAGACGCAGAUUCGAGACGGGCUUUGCUUGGCGUUCUUGAUGAGUUGCAAAGGAAUCAUCGAGAUUUACGCCUUGAUCACGGUGAAGGACGCCGAGUUGAUAAGCACAUACUGCUUCAAUCUGUUGAUUAUCACGAUCCUUCUCGUGACGGGCGUAUCGCGUUUUCUGGUCGUGUACCUCUACGAUCCUUCCAAACGCUACAAAAGUGCGAGCAAAAGAACCAUUCUUGGCACCAGACAACAAAACCUUCAGCUUCGUCUUCUUCUCUGUAUCUACGAUGUCGACAACAUUCCUUCGCUGGUGAAUCUUCUGGAAGCUUCGUACCCAACAAGGUUCAGCCCCAUCUCCGUCUGCACUCUACGCCUCAUCGAGCUCAAAGGCCGAGCCCAUUCAGUCCUCGUGCCACACCAUAAGAUGAACAAAUUCGAUCCCAACACUGCCAAGUCCACUCACAUCGCCAACGCAUUCCGGCGUUUCGAGCAGCAGAACCAGGGGACGGUCAUGGCUCAGCAUUUCACGGCCGUGGCUCCAUUCUCGAGCAUCAAUGACGAUGUCUGCACUCUCGCACUCGACAAGAAAGCCACCCUCGUCGUGAUACCUUUCCACAAGCAGUACGCCAUCGACGGGACAAUCGGUUACGCAAACCCCGCGGUUCGGAACAUCAACCUUAACGUGCUCAACACUGCACCAUGUUCUGUCGGACUGUUCAUCGACCGGAGCAGGACCACCGGCUGUCGAUCCGUGCUAAUGGGCCAGACGUGGCAGAACGUGGCCGUCCUCUUCAUCGGUGGCCGAGACGACACCGAGGCGCUCGCCUUCUGCAUGAGAAUGGUAGAGCGACCCGACUUUAACGUCACGAUGAUCCAUUUCAAGCACAAGAGCACUCUACACGACAGUGGAAACAACAUCGAGAUGGGAGAGAUUCAGCUGGUGCAAGAAUUCAGGAGAUUCGCCAUGAACAAAGGCAAAGUGAAAUACAGAGAAGAGAUGGUGAGAGAUGGCGUGGAGACCACGCAAGUGAUUAGGUCACUGGGGAACAGCUACGACAUGGUGAUGGUGGGUCGAGACCACGGCCAAGACCUCGAGGCCUCUGUCUUGUACGGCCUGACGGAUUGGAGUGAGUGUCCGGAGCUGGGGGUGAUCGGAGACGUGUUGGCUUCGCCGGAUUUUAACUUCUCGGUGCUCGUUAUUCAUCAGCAGCCUGGGGAGGAGUCUCUGGCUUACGACGACGCUUAUUCAUCUCUGCCAGUUACUUUUACCAACGGUCGACCUGGGAAAGGACUAGCAAAUGACUAUGUCGAGGCAUAUUGAUUUCAUGAACCAUAUUCCUAUUAUUAGGCAUAUAUUUUUUUUUAUAUAAAAUAUAUUUUUAUUGCACAUAUUUAAAACAGACCUAAUUCUAAGCCUCGUCAAAAGCCCAUUAUCGGCCCAAUAUAACCCAACUAAACUAAAGUGGUGUGGCUUUUCACCAAUUACCAUUUUGUUCGUAUAUUAC